Leptosomus discolor (cuckoo roller) is the source of this 810-nucleotide messenger RNA. The record is from RefSeq and is a predicted model, not a curated record. Lineage: Eukaryota; Metazoa; Chordata; Aves; Leptosomiformes; Leptosomidae.
UAUGGUAUUCCCCAGUUACACUGUAAAUAGGAAAACACCGGUCUUCCAGGACAGAGAAGAUCUUAUCAGGUAUGCAACUGCUGCUCAUUUAUCAAAUGAUAUAGCCACUGCAAUGGUAAAUGGGAACUGGGAAGAAGCUAAUCAUCUAUAUACAUAUGCUAAAGAAACCUGGAACAAACUGAAAAAUCACCCCUCUUUGAGCUAUCAUAGAGCGUUACCUGAGUAUCUGCGACAUUUCACAGUUGGCUGGGUGUAUACAAGAAUCUUUUCUCAAGGUGUUGAAAUUUUGCAGAGACUUCACAUGUAUAAGGAAGCGGUGCAGGAGCUGCAGACUCUUCUGUCUCAGGAUGUGUAUUGUACUGACAGCAGAGGGCGAUGGUGGGAUCGCCUAGCUCUGAAUUUACAUCAGCACUUGAAAAACACUAAGAAGGCCAUUGACUGCAUUAGAAAGGGGCUGGCAGACCCAUUUGUACGUACUGGGCAUCGUCUCUCUCUCUACCAGCGGGCCCUACGGAUCAGAGACUCGCCAAGCUGCAGGCAGUUCAGGUGCCUGUUUCAUGACCUGCCAGUCAUAACUGUGGAGGACGUGACACAUGUUACAAUCAAAGGAAAGAUGUGUCCUCAGAUGGGAAUGGGAAAAUCCGUAUUUCUGAUGGAGGAUAUUGGUGAUGAAGAAGGAGGUGAAGACGUCAGUGUCUCCACAGUCAUGUGCUCAGUUGAGGAGCUGGCGUUAACUCAUUACAGGCAGAAUGGUUUUGAUCAGGGUAACGGCAACUUUUUUUUUUUCUGUACCAUAAACUAACUGUGGGA